This is a messenger RNA of Neoarius graeffei (lesser salmon catfish), 2052 nucleotides long. It is a transcript of the gene rhag, whose product is annotated as Rh associated glycoprotein. Gene Ontology annotation, cellular component: plasma membrane. The coding region runs from base 76 to 1386 and encodes 436 amino acids. The record is from RefSeq and is a predicted model, not a curated record. The transcript is spliced from 10 exons. Gene Ontology annotation, molecular function: ammonium channel activity. Lineage: Eukaryota; Metazoa; Chordata; Actinopteri; Siluriformes; Ariidae. Gene Ontology annotation, biological process: ammonium homeostasis; ammonium transmembrane transport.
UCUGAGGCCCCUCUCACAACACACACAUACUACAGAUAGUGAGGAAGUGUGAAGAAGGAGAGAUAGGGUUUGAGCAUGCCCGCGUAUUCAACCAACAUGAGGCUGAAGUUUCCAGUUGUGGCCUUGUUGCUGGAGAUCAUCACCAUCGUAGUGUAUGCUGUGUUUGUGGUGUACGAUGAUGGAAAGGGCCAACAUUCAUCUCAUCAGGAGACUGAAAAUAAAACCCAUGAGGGAAGCCCAGUGAGCCUCUACCCUAUGUUUCAGGAUGUGCAUGUGAUGAUCUUCAUCGGUUUUGGUUUCCUCAUGACCUUCCUGAAGCGGUACGGCUUCAGCAGUGUGGGCAUCAACUUGCUGCUCGCUGCCUUUGGACUUCAGUGGGGUUUACUGAUGCAGAAUAUCUGGCACCUGAAAGAUGGAAAAAUUAAGGUUUCAAUCCUUAGCAUGAUUAAUGCAGAUUUCAGCACAGCGACGGUGCUCAUUUCAUUUGGUGCAGUUUUGGGGAAGACAAGCCCAGUGCAGCUGCUCAUCAUGACCCUGCUGGAAAUCACCACAUUCUGCAUUAAUGAACACAUUAUUGCUACAUUCCUGAACGCAUCUGAUAUUGGUGCUUCCAUGACCAUCCAUGCUUUUGGAGCUUACUUUGGUCUUGCUGUUACUCGUAUACUUUAUCGCCCAGGACUUCAUGAAGGCCACAACAAUGAGGGAUCUGUUUAUCACUCUGAUCUGUUUGCAAUGAUUGGUACUGUGUAUCUGUGGAUGUUCUGGCCAAGUUUUAACUCUGCUAUUGCCGACCCUGGACCUCCACAGCUCACUGCCAUCAUUAAUACUUAUUUCUCUCUGGCUGCCUGUGCGCUUGCUGCCUAUGCUACCUCCAGCCUGGUAGAGGAGAAAGGCAAACUAGAUAUGGUUCACAUACAGAAUGCAACCCUGGCUGGUGGAGUUGCCGUGGGAACGUGUGCUGAUAUGGCCAUUGCACCGUUUGGAGCCAUGCUGAUCGGCGUCAUUGCUGGAAUCAUCUCUACUCUCGGCUUCAAAUUCCUCACCCCCAUCCUUGCAUCAAGCUUGGGAAUUCAGGAUACAUGUGGAGUGCAUAACCUUCAUGGCAUGCCUGGGAUUUUGGGUGGUCUAGCUGGGAUUGUAGCAGCAGCACUGGGCAAAAAAGAAAAAAUUAGUCCUGGUCAUCAGGCUGCUGCUUUAGCUUCAUCUCUUGGUUUCGCCUUGGUUGGAGGAACCACCACAGGUUUUUUACUAAAGCUGCAAAUCUGGGGACAGCCACCUGAUCAGAACUGCUUUGACGACUCUCUCUAUUGGGAGGUACCUGAGGAUGAGGAGGUCGGAGAAAGUCUUACUCAUGCUGAUCACUCUAAGAACAAAGCAGAGGCUUAAAACUCUGACUUGGAGCUCUUCAUGCAUAACUCAAAUCCAAAAUCCAAAAUCAACUCAGGGAACUUGAACAAUAUUAGUUAUUUGAAACAGCUCGAACAAGUCCUAAUCUCCAAAGCAGUUUACAAUCUCGUCUAUGUGUACAAGGACAUUUUAGAAUAUUUCCCCAUAUUACUGGGAAUCAAAUGACUAGGCAACCCAUUGAAACACUGAUGAUCUAUACCAGACUGUCUCUAAUUGGUAAACACAUCAACAUCAAUUGGAGCUUGGUUACAUCAACUCUGGUCAACUUUCUAAAUAAAUGAUUGAGUAUGCUUUCAUGACUGUCAUGGAUUGAUGCCUGUUGUCCAUCAACAAACUGUCAGGAAUGUAAUAACUAAAGGUCCAUUUUUGAUGGAUACCAAAAUGUCCUUGUGCACAUCACCUAAUCAGAACUCAAUCUCAGAACUGGGCAGUUGACGAUUAAGAAUUUUGCUCAUGAGUCCGACCAUGGAUCUUUUGAGAUCCCAGGAUUUGAGCUAGUCACUAGUGCAGAACUCUAACAAAUGAGCAACGACUGUUCAGUCAUUAACACAUACACACAUCUGUCCUUGCAUUCUUUCACUAUACAUUGCCUUGCAAAAGUAUUCAUCCCCCUUGAUGUUUGUCUUGUUUUGUUGCAUUACAAGC